CCUACCCCCAACCUAGAGUGCCUUUGGAGUUUAUGUCUGCACAUGGCAUUGGUUUUUCAAUUCGGGCAGCCCGUCAGGGCUCAGCCUCUGCCAGGACUCUGCCAAGGCAAGCUCAUUCGGACAAACUCCUGUGAUGUGUGCAACAGCACCGAUCUUCCGGAAGUUGAGAUCAUUAGCCUACUGGAGGAGCAGCUGCCCCAUUAUAAGUUAAGAGCCGACACCAUCUACGGUUAUGACCACGACGACUGGCUCCAUACACCUCUCAUUUCUCCAGAUGCCAACAUUGACCUCACAACUGAGCAAAUUGAAGAGACGCUAAAAUACUUCCUUUUAUGUGCUGAAAGAGUUGGCCAGAUGACUAAGACAUAUAAUGACAUAGAUGCUGUCACUCGGCUUCUUGAGGAGAAAGAGCGGGAUUUAGAAUUGGCUGCUCGCAUCGGCCAGUCGUUGUUGAAGAAAAACAAGACCCUAACCGAGAGGAACGAGCUGCUGGAGGAGCAGGUGGAACACAUCAGGGAGGAGGUGUCUCAGCUCCGGCAUGAGCUGUCCAUGAAGGAUGAGCUGCUUCAGUUCUACACCAGCGCUGCAGAGGAGAGCGAGCCCGAGUCCGUGUGCUCAACCCCGUUGAAGAGGAAUGAGUCGUCCUCCUCAGUCCAGAAUUACUUUCAUUUGGAUUCUCUUCAAAAGAAGCUGAAAGACCUUGAAGAGGAGAAUGUUGUACUUCGAUCCGAGGCCAGCCAGCUGAAGACAGAGACCAUCACCUAUGAGGAGAAGGAGCAGCAGCUGGUCAACGACUGCGUGAAGGAGCUGAGGGAUGCCAAUGUCCAGAUUGCUAGUAUCUCAGAGGAAUUGGCCAAGAAGACGGAAGAUGCUGCCCGCCAGCAAGAGGAGAUCACACACCUGCUAUCGCAAAUCGUUGAUUUGCAGAAAAAGGCAAAAGCUUGUGCAGUUGAAAAUGAAGAACUCGUCCAGCAUCUGGGGGCUGCUAAGGAUGCCCAGCGGCAGCUCACGGCCGAGCUGCGUGAGCUGGAGGACAAGUAUGCAGAGUGCAUGGAGAUGCUACAUGAGGCGCAGGAGGAGCUGAAGAACCUCCGGAACAAAACCAUGCCCAAUACCACGUCUCGGCGCUACCACUCGCUGGGCCUGUUUCCCAUGGACUCCUUGGCAGCAGAGAUUGAGGGAACAAUGCGCAAGGAGCUGCAGUUGGAAGAGGCCGAGUCUCCAGACAUCACUCACCAGAAGCGUGUCUUUGAGACAGUAAGAAACAUCAACCAGGUCGUCAAGCAGAGAUCUCUGACCCCUUCUCCUAUGAACAUUCCUGGCUCCAACCAGUCCUCGGCCAUGAACUCCCUCCUGUCCAGCUGUGUCAGCACGCCCCGGUCCAGCUUCUACGGCAGCGACAUAGGUAACGUCGUCCUCGACAACAAGACCAACAGCAUCAUUCUGGAAACAGAGGCAGCCGACCUGGGAAAUGAUGAGCGGAGUAAGAAGCUGGGGACGCCGGGCACCCCAGGCUCCCACGACCUGGAGACAGCGCUGAGGCGGCUGUCCCUGCGCCGGGAGAACUACCUCUCAGAGAGGAGGUUCUUUGAGGAGGAGCAAGAGAGGAAGCUCCAGGAGCUGGCGGAGAAGGGCGAGCUGCGCAGCGGCUCCCUCACACCCACUGAGAGCAUCAUGUCCCUGGGCACGCACUCUCGCUUCUCCGAGUUCACCGGCUUCUCCGGCAUGUCCUUCAGCAGCCGCUCCUACCUGCCCGAGAAGCUCCAGAUCGUGAAGCCGCUGGAAGGUUCUGCCACCCUUCACCACUGGCAGCAGUUGGCCCAGCCUCACCUUGGGGGCAUCCUGGACCCCCGGCCUGGUGUGGUCACCAAGGGCUUCCGGACACUGGAUGUUGACCUGGACGAAGUGUACUGCCUUAACGACUUUGAAGAAGAUGACACAGGUGACCACAUUUCUCUCCCGCGCCUAGCUACCUCCACGCCAGUUCAGCACCCAGAGACCUCAGCGCACCAUCCUGGGAAGUGCAUGUCUCAGACCAACUCCACCUUCACCUUCACCACCUGUCGCAUUCUACAUCCUUCAGAUGAGCUCACUCGGGUCACACCAAGCCUUAACUCAGCCCCAACUCCAGCUUGUGGCAGCUCCAGCCACUUGAAAUCCACGCCAGUGGCCACACCAUGCACUCCACGGAGACUGAGCCUGGCUGAGUCCUUCACUAACACCCGUGAGUCCACGACCACCAUGAGCACAUCCCUAGGGCUCGUGUGGCUGUUGAAGGAGCGGGGCAUUUCUGCGGCUGUGUACGACCCCCAGAGCUGGGACAGGGCCGGCCGGGGCUCUCUCCUGCACUCCUACACACCCAAGAUGGCUGUGAUCCCCUCUACUCCGCCGAACUCGCCUAUGCAGACACCCACAUCCUCCCCACCCUCCUUUGAGUUCAAGUGCACGAGCCCUCCCUACGACAACUUCCUGGCUUCCAAGCCGGCCAGCUCCAUCCUGAGGGAAGUGAGAGAAAAGAACGUCCGCAGCAGUGAGAGCCAGACCGACGUGUCCGUCUCCAACCUCAACCUCGUGGACAAAGUCAGGAGGUUUGGGGUGGCCAAAGUGGUGAACUCAGGGCGAGCCCAUGUCCCCACCUUGACUGAGGAGCAGGGACCUCUCCUCUGUGGGCCCCCGGGGCCAGCACCAGCCCUUGUCCCCAGAGGCCUGGUACCUGAGGGCCUGCCCCUCGGAUGCCCCACUGUCACCAGUGCCAUCGGUGGGCUGCAGCUGAAUAGUGGCAUCCGGCGGAAUCGCAGCUUCCCCACCAUGGUGGGAUCUAGCAUGCAGAUGAAAGCCCCCGUGACUCUCACCUCGGGCAUCUUGAUGGGUGCUAAGCUCUCCAAACAAACUAGCUUACGGUGAGGACUGGAGGGGGCCGGUUGCCCUGGAGGAGACCCAUGUUCUUCUCUCUUGCUCCCAUCUCCCUCUCUUCCCCCUACAGUGCACUUCCUUCCUCUGCCCUUCUCCGUCCACCCCCUCCUGAGCUAGACAAAUCAACCUCGUGCCUAAUGGAGGAAGAGUGGAACCUUUGUAAAAUGUGUACAUAGGACUUGGAGACCUCGUGUCCGCCCUGCUCUUUCUUCCGAUCCCACAGGAAGUGCCCCUGCACUGUCAUCACUCUCACGAGGACGUCACCUGUGCUAACCUGGGGGAAGGUGGGGUCCUUUCUUCUUUCCUUUUGAGAAGCACUGAAACUCCCAAGUGUGUUCUUAUCCCAUGGAUAGGAAACCAGUGAAUUCCGUGGCUGGCACACCACGAGCUGUCAACGCGGCACGGGUCAUAACAUAUCUGGGUGUCAUCGGACACCUUGCCUCACCCACCCUGUAGGAGCGUAAGGAGCCUCCAUCCUCAGCCACGUGUCGCUGACGUGGCUUUCCUGAUCGGAGGGCUUUUCUUUCUUUUAUGGGUGGCCCAGCUUCUUCAAGACCUUCACUACUCUGCCUCAGUGGACAGUCGUUUCCUUUCUGAGGUGUGACCUUUUGUUUUCAUGCCUUCCCCUUGAAGUCAUCCUGUGUUUUGUAAUCAGCUGUCAGGCCAAAUGUCUGACCCGAAAGAGAAUGUAUUUACACUUGUGCUGCGUUCAGCAGCCCCUCUGUGUUCUGUGUGAUUUGUUUUACUUUUCCUUUUUUUAAAAAAAUAUAUAUGCAGGGAAGUAAUGGUACUGGUAGUGUAUGUUUUCUAUGUGGUUCAAAUAUGAAUUUCAAACACACCAAGCUGCUAAUGAGAUAGCAGCUUUUUUCUGGGACCCAGAGUCACAACCAAAUUGAUUUAAGACCAGACCCAAGACACCUUUAACAAUAAGACUGAAAGGAAAAAGGAUAGGGAAAAAGCUUAUUUAAAGAAAUGUGUCAGCACCAAAUGUAGAGGGGAAGAACCACAACCAGGCAUAAUACCAAACUGGUUCCGGGGGAAGCAAGGCUUUGGCAUUCCACUGGCUCCAGCGCUUCCUCCAAAACCCAAGACUGGCCAGGGUGCUGUCACCGUGCAGUCUUUGAUUGCAGCCAUUCAGUGCCCAUGUUUUGCCUUCUUGUUUCGGAAGAGCACGUGGUCACAACAAAGUAUUUUCUUUCCCUCCAAAGCCUUUUGUCUCCUUGUGCCACUUUUUAUCCUUAGGAAAAGAUCCAGGUGCUUGUGAAAAGAACCAUGAAUGCAACAAGGGAGGCUGGUCCUGUUGCUGUCGCCGAUGAAAUUUUUAACUUUUAUUUAUUAUUUAUGUCUGCCGUAUUUUAAAUAAACAUUCUCGUUCCUUCCAGUUCCAGUCAUAGUGUGUCUGUGGCAUUCCAGUCCAACCACGUAACUUAUUUAUUCUAAUUUGAGGGCUGCACUGUACAUCAUGGUGUCCCGUGACACUGUGUUCCAGACAUUUAUGGAAGGAAAACAUCCCACGUAAAUGAAACUGUCGUUCUGUGUCCUCCCUCGCAGCAGCAGAUGUGAACUUCCAUUGAGUGAGGGUGACCUUAUGUCCAGCAGGGAUACUUUGAGAAAGCCCCUAAGGAGCAAGCCUCAGUCCCACGGUUUCAGACUAUUUAUUCUCUGAACACAAGAGUAUUGGUUAAUUACGUUCUCAGCUCUCCUUGCUGUUACAUGUGUGCACUCACUGCAAGUAACUUAUAUCUUUUUAUUUGAAUGUAUUUUAAAGCGGUAGAUAGAAUAACAAAGGAAUAUGAAAACCAUGGACUGAAUGGACCAUUUUAUGUAUUCAGAGAGAGGAGCCACUCAUCAUUGCCAGAUAUACCAUGUAAAAAUUGGCAGUUCAGAGGUUGCAAUAUUUAGUAGAGUAAAUAAAUAAACGAUCAACAUUGUGCAACCACUACCAAAAAGUGUGUUGUAAUGCAUCAAAAAUCAACAAAAUUUUAUUCACUAAUGAGUAUCAAUAAAAUAAGUUCAAAUGAUGGAAACCA
Molecule: messenger RNA, 4943 nt
Organism: Mandrillus leucophaeus (drill)
Lineage: Eukaryota; Metazoa; Chordata; Mammalia; Primates; Cercopithecidae
Gene: TRAK1
Product: trafficking protein, kinesin binding 1
Exons: 17
Coding region: 43-2904 (953 amino acids)
Biological process (GO): anterograde axonal transport of mitochondrion; endosome to lysosome transport; neurogenesis
Cellular component (GO): dendrite
Molecular function (GO): GABA receptor binding
Source: RefSeq, a predicted model, not a curated record